Pochonia chlamydosporia 170 is the source of this 5586-nucleotide messenger RNA. RefSeq names its product peptidase C14. The record is from RefSeq and is a predicted model, not a curated record. The coding region runs from base 1 to 5586 and encodes 1861 amino acids. The transcript is spliced from 2 exons. Lineage: Eukaryota; Fungi; Ascomycota; Sordariomycetes; Hypocreales; Clavicipitaceae.
AUGGCGCCUCCAUUUCCAAAAUCGGUGGACGAGCUUGUUCAGCGCUUGAAAGACCUAGGAAUCAAUGCAUAUAACUCAGACCCCGACUCCAUCCUCGAUUCAGAACCGACCCCUGAGUCGGGCCCGAGUCCGAAAUCGAAAAAUUGUGUCGAUACGAAAUCGACCGUUGCUCAUGAGAAGAAGAUGCCUAAUUCGUGGAAGGAUCGCGAGGUCCGCACUCUCAUAGACCUAUGUAACUCUUUGAUCAAGGUAUAUGUCUAUGAAAGCGUUGGGGCUGUCCGUGACAUCCUCCCCUUGAUUCCAUUCGCCACAUUCACGGUGUGUCCAGGUCUGCUUAAAAAAUUACAGGAUGGCUCACAACUCCUUGAUGACGGCGUCUUGGAUACGUUCCAUGCCCUCCUACUGUGUCCCCGGGUUCGGGAGGAACUCAAGCAUGCCCUUGGCAGCACAUUGCUCUGCUUCGCGGAGCGGCUCGGCGAUGCGGUAAGCACUGUCAACGACCCAGAAAUUUACCGUUUGAUAUGCAGUCUAGCCACAGUAUUGGAUACACUGAACGACGUCAAGCGCAGCGGAAUCAGCGACGAGAGAGUGGUCCAACCCUUGCUUCAAUCACUGGACCGAAUUCGCCGCCAUAACGACUUGCAUCUCUCUCAAGUCGCCCGAUAUGCAUACCAAUCGCUGAUUGGUAUUCCCAGCGAUGUGAGUCCGUGGGAAAAACUAGGGAAGAAUUUUUUCAACGUUACCCUCAGUGCUGCCAAGGUAGCUAGCGCUAUGCCGAAUCCCGUCGCAGGUCUUAGGGUGUUGAAAAACGUAACUGACCUAGUCGAUUCAAUAACUGAUCUCGUUAAAACGCUGGGAAGUGCGAGCCAGGAUGGUGUGCGGCGAAGGAAACCGGCCAUGUGGUAUAUCGCUCUCCGCUACACAAAUAUGCUGAUCAGAAGCAACGCUCCCAAACACCUUGAGUUACUGUUACAAAGUUCUGGCCUCCCUUGCCGGAACGACAAAGAGUUCCUGUGUGGUGUCUGCGCACAACUGGAGCAGGUCAGACAUGACCAGUCUCCAAAUGAUGCAAUUAUCCAGGCUUUGAGCCGCUUUUUGGUCCAACAAGCCAACACAACAAAGCACCGUCGGGUCCAAAAAUGGGUGCAGUCAGUCGUUGAUUCGACUAGAUUUCCAUGUUCGCAAAGAAGGAACCGGUCAGGUUGGUUUCAAUUGCUUGGUAGGCGAGAAUCCCGCAAGUACGGCACUGAGAUAAAAUAUUCCAAAUUGUCUCAGUUCGAAUCAUAUAACCGCGAGCUCUUUGAAAGAGGGCUGGAAAAUUGUACUGAGGCGAAGUUGUUUUGCAUCGACCAAGAGAUUCGAAACAAAUACUCUGAACCGGUCACUGGUUGCCUCACCAUCGAACGCCUCGACGGUGGUAUCCUGCCUAUGGACCAGUGCUAUAUUAAUCUAGCUGUCCUGCCAGAUUUUGAUAUGAAGGUGAAACCCGACGGUAAGAGCAGUACCGACACGACAUCUUCAUUUACUCUUUUGAGCCAUUUAAAGGUCCAAGAAACCGCAACAACAACUCUCCACUUGUCGGAUCUUUUUGAACAUUGCCGUCCCAACAGAGGCGAUGUCUUGAGUGAAAAUGCUUCUCCAGAUAGAGCGAAAGACCAGCCAGAUAUUAUGCGGGUGCUGAUUCGAGGUCAGGCCGGCAUGGGUAAAAGUACUCUCUGCAAGAAAAUGAUUUAUGAGUUCAUUCACAACAAUAUGUGGACGGAGAAAAUCGACCGCGUUAUUUGGUUCCCAUUGCGUGAGCUCCAGGAAGAAAAAGAUACCUCUAUCGGGAGUCUCAUCAUUCGCAGACAUUUUGUCGAAGACAACGAGGCUGAUCUGCGCUCCGAAACGUUGGGCAGAGAGAUCGAAAAGAAAAGCACUAGGACGCUCUUUAUCCUCGAUGGUCUCGAUGAGGUGCCUACAGGCGCAACUUCGCCGUUGAUCACGAAAUUACUGAAUCAGCCUCGGGUCAUCAUCACAAGUCGUCCUUAUGCCAUCAGCCAGGCGAGACUUUAUAAUCUUCAUCGAGAGGUCGAAACCGUGGGGUUCUAUGCCGACCAAGUGAAAGAAUACAUCAAAGUUAUUGGGAAAGACAUGGCCGAGGAAAUUCAGCAAUUUACCGAUAGCCAUCCGAUAAUACAAGGACUGGCUCGCAUCCCUAUUAAACUUGAUGCUAUUUGCUUCAGCUUUACAGAAAAGAGCGCGGCUAGCAAAGAGAUGAACGACAUCUCUACAGGAGUAACAACAAUGACUGAGCUCUACAAAGGUGUAGAAUGGGCACUGUGGUGCAAAGACAUUCCAAAGCUAGGGAUUCGGGGCUGGGAUGACAAGGAAUCGGAGCCAGAGCUGAUUACGAAGGAAAUUGCGCAACGCGAAGGUCCCAAAGUUGGCAAAAUCUGGUUAAAUCGGCCUCUCAGAGCCCUGCAACACCUUGCCUUCAAAGGACUUUGCGACAACAUUUAUGAGUUUGGCCGAGAUUACUGGCAACCCAUCUUCACGCCUGCCGGCCAGUCUCCGCUCAACGCAGCUAGUCUUUCUUUUCUGCGAUCCUCCAGCGCAUACACACGCCAUGGCCAGACUUACCAUUUCUUGCAUCCAACCUUCCAGGAGUUCUUCGCGGCGCAAUACUUUGUGGAGCAUUGGAAGUCAAAUACAGAGUUAGACCACCCAACACUAGAAAAUAUCACAGCCGCCCACUUUCUGCGCAAAGAAAAAUAUAACGCCCGAUACGAUAUCAUGUGGCGCUUUGUCGCGGGAUUGCUUCAAGACGGUCCCGGCAAAGAGCAGCUCUGCCUCUUUUUCAAGCUGGUUGAGAAAGAGCCGCGUGACCUUUUUGGUCCUGGUCAUCAGCGUCUAGUUAUGCAUUGCCUCAAUGAGGUCCAUCCCUCACAGACGAACCACGAGUCGUUCCAUAAGAUGCGAAUGGCACUAGAAAACCAUUUGAAAGAGUGGCUUUUGUACGAAUGUAGGGUCCUGGGAAAGUCCUGGUUGGCUGCCGAAUCAGAGUUCCCCUGCUCUGUUGUAUUGUCUGCAUUUCGGGAAGCCCCGCCAGAAAGCAAGGCCAUAAUUGUCAAGACGAUGGGGCAAAGACGAAGUAUCCCGUUGGAGGUCGUUAGCCUACUAAUGGCACUGGCCAAGGAUAACACGGACAGACAAUUGUGCCGGUCUGCUUGCGAUGCAAUCUACUCUUCCCGGGUCCAGCCGACUUAUGAGCUCCUGAGACUCACAGUCGACCGACUGGGGACCGACUCUAUAUCGACUACGAUACUAGACAGACAAGUAUCACUCCCCAAAGAAAUCACCGAUGCUGUGUCAAAAAGCCUAGUGAACCCGGAUCUGAAGAUGAGGAACUCGGCCGCCAAUGCCCUUCGUGGUUUGGAAUCGGAUGCCAUCAUUGAAGCUAUCGCAAGGCAACUACAUAACCCAGACAGUAGCAUCAGGUCAUUAGCUAUCGAAACGCUGGAAAGAGAAUACUCCCUACCACCUUUUGUUCUUAACGAGUUCUACACCAAGUUAAAAGACACGAACGAAGAGGUUAGGACUGCAGCGUCAAAAGCUCUAAAACGGUACAGAGGAGUAUUGCCAGAUAACGUCGCCCAAGCCGUAGCUGAACACUCAAAAGACCCAAAUGACAAUGCCACACCACCAGCUGCUGAAACGCCACGGAAGUCGCCGAGACUACUCGAAUAUCUUAUUCAAAUUUUUACAAAGAAAGAUGAACACGCAGGUAAAGAAGGUGGGAGUGUGACCUUCAAAUCUCAAAAGUCUGGGCAAGAAUGGACGAUGGGUGCCCUCCAAAUCAUUGCUAAAGAGUUGGAAGAUUCAAACCCCAAGAUCAGAAUAUCCGCUACCAAGAAACUGAAAUUAAAGACGAAUUUGCCAGAGGAUAUUGUUCAAAUUCUGGCAAAACAGUUGGAAGAUUCAAGUGCAACGGCUAGAGACGAAGCAGCUGAGAUUUUGUCCGAGCAGACAGCGCUACCGCUGCCUCUAAUCCAAGAUCUGUCACAGAAACUCGAGGGUCCGAAUUCGAGGGCUUGGAUUCCUUCUCUGAGUGCACUACGCAAGUUCGUGGAUAUUCCGGACGCGAUUGUUGGCGUGGCCGCGGAAGCCAUAACGGUUCAUGCUGACCGACGUGACAAGAAGGCAAAAGUGAGGCUAUCGGCUGCUAUAAAACGAAAUUCAUGUUUGGGAUUUCCAAAGGCUAUGCUCAAACAAGUUGCAAAGUCUAGAGAUGGGCCAAAACGGAUUGCUUGGUGGACGCUCGUCACCCGUAGAGCCAAUGUCAAAUUACCAGAACCCGUCAGCCGGGCCGUCAUCAAGCUGCUGGAGAAUUCAGACGGCAAAACCAGAUUGGCUGUGCUCCGAAGUUUGCUUGGAUUUGACAAUUUCUCAGUAGAUCUCUUGGCAGCGCUGACAAGAAUUGUAGAAGGCGACAACGUCAAAGAAAGAGCAAGGGCGUUGCUGGUGUUAUCCGAACCCACGACGGGUCCGGUGGUUUAUACCGAGGGGCUUCUUAUUGCAUUACUUAAGCAUUUCAACUCAUCAGACACAAAUAUCUGGCAGAAGGCUAUGGAUGCGGUGCUGCAUCAGGCUACUUUGCCGACAUCGGUUGCCGAUGCAGUUGCCAAAUUCUGCGAGGAAUCUGCUACAACUGACAAGUUAAAGCAUCUAGUCAAUGCUGCUGGAUACCGAAAUGAUAGACGUUGUCCAGAAUUCUUGCAACAUACUCUAGUGAAAUUACUGGAUAGCCCAGACAGAGAAAUCAGGGCUGUGGCGGCAGAAUCGUUCCUCGAUCGGCCACCACUAGUUCAGUCCGUCAUUUCAACAUUAUUUCAGAAGCUCCUGGAUACCGCAGAUGCAACGAUUCGGAGCAACAUUGGGCGUGCAAUAGAGGGAAACUGGAUCUCUAACGAAAACAUGGAGACUAUGAUAAGGGUGCUACAGGGAUCAAAGUCGGGAGAAGAUGUGAAGGGGUCGGCUCGAAGUUUGCUGUUGCAUGGGCCGCUCUGUCGCCGUGAGCUACCAGAAACCAUUCUUCAAUUUCUCGGAAAACAACUGCGCGACCCAGACACCACAAUUCGCCGUGGCGCCGCCUUGCUAUUGUGUGAGCGCCAACAUUUGUCGAUACCUGUGAUCCAAACCGUUGUGGAAAACUUAUCUUAUCUGUCCGGGAUUGGAAGGACUGGCGUGCCAAGGGUACUCGUUGAGAUGCCACUCUUGGAUGACAAACUACUCACUUCUACAUUUGAAAGUUUACAUCAAGGGCCAUUCACGAGUCUUUUUGUCCAGCUGCGAAAGUCGAGCUUCCAAUGGCACCUCACUUGGUGCGUUGAUGGUGACUCAGUAUCCUACCUCAACUCAGCCGCCGGGACCAGAACCCUGGCGUUUGAAUCGUUGAAAACCAAAGUCGAAGAAGCUCAAAAAAAGAACUCUGUGCCCCCGUCGGUGAACUGGGUUGAGGAUGGGACAGAAUUGGAAGAAUCCGCAAGGACAGAGAGAACGUCGUUAAUAUCCUUAUCUGGUCUCGCACGAUGUGUCGUGCAGUAG